Molecule: messenger RNA, 2489 nt
Organism: Topomyia yanbarensis
Lineage: Eukaryota; Metazoa; Arthropoda; Insecta; Diptera; Culicidae
Product: BSD domain-containing protein 1-like
Exons: 4
Coding region: 592-1848 (418 amino acids)
Cellular component (GO): cytoplasm
Source: RefSeq, a predicted model, not a curated record
UAUCAAAGUAUAUGGAACAAAAUGGUACGAAACAAAUAUUAGGAAUAUUGAACUGGAAGUUUAAAAACACCCUGAGGUUCCUUCGCACGGAUCAACCGGAUCGUAUAGAUUUUUUUUUGUCGAACCAACUUUUUGCGUUAUUGAAAUUCUAAGGUUAUUCCAAUAUUUUGACAAUCGACUUCAACCAAAACGUCCAAUGUUGACAAACUGUAUAAUGUGCCUGUAUGCGUGUGGAUAGUUUUCCUCCCGUUUCAUAUUCGUACGCGUACGUGCAUCGUCCAGCAAGUAGCUGAAAAUAAUCCAGUUCUGGCAGUUGUGUUCGUGUUUGCGUUUAGGUAUUUACGCUGAAGUGAAUGAGCUAAGAUUUUGAAAGGAGCAGGAAAAAUAAAUAGAAUAGUGUUCAAUAAUUUAUGCAGCGAUCCAUAAUUCUGGGUGGAAUUUGCUGCAAAAAUGUGCUUGUGAAUAAACACCCGGAAAGUGACUUUUUGGAUCGAAAAGCGCAAUAAACGAAACAAUUGAAACCCGUGAAAAAUUCUUUCGUCUGUACUGCAUAAAGCGUAAUCUAUUGUUGCCUACGAAAAGUGUGUCGAUAUGGCAGACAAAAGCUCAACGGGAGACAAAAGUCCGGAGAAGGAGGCUACCAGCCCGACCGGAAGUACUUCUGGAUCGGGUAGCUGGUGGGGCUCCUGGUUGGAUACCGCCAAGUCCCGUUCUGCCUCGGUUCUGGAGGCAGUCAAGAAUGAUCUUACCGAACUGACAACGGCUGUGAAGACGGAAGCAACUAGCGCAACCGAAGCGCUUGGUCGUUCGCUCAGCCUCGGCGAACCGGAUUCCACCGUUGGGGCAAUGAAGAAAAGCUUCAGUUCAUUCCUUGGACAAGUUACCGAAGCGUUGGUACCGUCACUGGAGGAAGAAGAAGAGGGGGAAGAUGUGUUAAUUACCCACGAGGGGGCAGAUGGACUGACGGGAUUCCACAGACACUUGGCCGAGCUACAGUCGCUGGAAACGACCUAUCUGGACGAACCGUCGGAUGAGCUAAGCGAGAAAUACAAACGAUGGAUGGAAGUGGUAGAGCAAGAACAGUUCACAGAACCGAGACUGGCGCGGCAAUUGAGCAGUAGUACGAUCUUGAAUGACCAAUACUGCAUGCUGGUUCCGAAUCGGGUACCACACACGACUUUUUGGAAGAGAUAUUUGUUCAAAAAAGCGCUGCUAGAGGAUGCCAUCGCCAAUGCAGAUUUGGCUGAACGAAAGGCCAAGGCUGCAGUGGCUUCUACCGAAACCGUAGCACCAUCAAAAGUGAUCGUACAGACCGAUCAACCAAAACGGACAAUUGAAGAAGACAUUAUUCCAGAUGACAUCGCCUGGGCUGAAGUGCCGGAUUUUGACGCUACCAAUAUGGAACUGUCCGAGGAGGAACAGGCUCGCCUGCUGGAGGAGUACGAACAGGAAAUUAAAGAACGCGAAAAGGCGAUCGUUUCCGGCCAGAUGGAGCCAAUCGAUGAAGCUUUGCUCGUUCAAUCAGACAUCGAAAAGACUCCACAGAAGAAAUCGACCAUUGCCAGCAGCAACGCUAGCGGUACAGCGACAACGAAUAAAGCUCUAUCACAACCACAAAGUGCUAAUAGUAGAAACAUCAACCAAAAAUUCCAGCAGCAGCAAAAGGCUACCAAUGUGAAAAACGCCAGUAGGGUCGGGACUACCGGAACUAAACAGAAGACUCCGGCGAAGCCACAAAAGCAGCAACAGCAGAAGGAACUGAAGAUCGAGAAGGACCAUUUUACAAAAGAUGACGUUUCAUCAUCGAAUUCGGACGAAAGUUGGGAGAAAGAGUUUGACUUGGAAUGAACAGCAUUUUUUCCUUCUUCUUCCAGUCUACAGCUCACGGUAAGUGAUGGUGAUUAUUCCUCAAAACAGCUAUUUCAAAUUGUACUAGGAAAGUCCGUAUUCGUAUGUACAUUGUUAAUGGAACUAAUAGUUCAUUGAAACGCAUUUUAGAACAAAAUCGGUCUAUUACGUCGGGCACUGGUCCGGGAAAUAAUCGGAUUAUAUAAAAAGUGUAUUUGGACUUGAAAUCCUUAGAGAACACAUAUUUCUACAAAUGAGUUUUGUAAAUUUUAAAACAAGCAUGAUUGUCUUAAAUUCAAUUUAAGAUGUUAAUUAUUAGUAGGCAAAAGUGUAAUAAAAUAUUCAUGUUUAAUUUUAUUCGAUGCAUUCUAUAUUCAUAUAUUACUUCUUGUGACUUGAGAGUGCGUUUGAUUUGCAGAAUAAAAAGAGUACUGCUCCAGCAAACGAUGUGAAAUAAUUCAUCUGAUAUGUUACGUAGGAGGUCUGUAGUGUAAAAAUGAUAAUUUUGUUUCCUUAGAUAAUGACUACAAUAUUUGGUAAAUUUGGAUGACAUAGAAGAGAAAGCAGAACAUUAUUGCUAUCACUCUACGUUGCAAGCAGAAAUAAAUUAUAACGAGAAUUAUUUUACUACUAACCAAAAA